This is a messenger RNA of Carcharodon carcharias (great white shark), 2073 nucleotides long. Its product is annotated as glutamine--fructose-6-phosphate aminotransferase [isomerizing] 2-like. NCBI's taxonomy places the organism in Eukaryota, Metazoa, Chordata, Chondrichthyes, Lamniformes, Lamnidae. Gene Ontology annotation, molecular function: L-glutamine:D-fructose-6-phosphate transaminase (isomerizing) activity; carbohydrate derivative binding. Gene Ontology annotation, biological process: carbohydrate derivative biosynthetic process; fructose 6-phosphate metabolic process; protein N-linked glycosylation. The record is from RefSeq and is a predicted model, not a curated record. The transcript is spliced from 19 exons.
AUGUGCGGAAUUUUUGCAUACUUGAACUACAAAGUCCCUCGCACCAGGAAGACGAUCUUUGAGAUCUUAGUCAAAGGCCUACAGAGACUUGAACACAGAGGGUAUGAUUCAGCAGGAAUAGCAGUUGAUGAAGAUAAUAGCAAAGAACGUAAAAAUGGUGGUUGUAUCUGUCUCUUUAGAAACAAAGGUAAAGUGAAGGCCCUAGCUGAUGAGCUUUAUAAACAAAAACUUCUGGACUUUGACAAAGAAUUUGAAAUACACUUUGGGAUCGUUCACACCCGCUGGGCAACACAUGGGGUUCCAAAUGAAGUGAACAGUCAUCCUCAACGCUCUGAUAAAAACAGUGAAUUUGUGGUAGUUCAUAAUGGAAUUAUCACGAACUACAAAGACCUAAGAAAAUUUCUGGUAAUAAAGAGUAUGAGUUUUUAAUCCGAGACCGAUACUGAGGUGAUUCCUAAACUAACAAAGUACGUGUAUGACAACAGAGAAAGUGAAGACGUUAGAUUUUCUACCUUGUUGGAAAGAGUUGUUCAACAGCUGGAAGGAGCAUUUGCACUUGUCUUCAAGGGCCUUCAUUUCCCAGGUGAAACUGUUGCUACUAGGCGAGGAAGCCCACUGCUGAUUGGUGUUCACAGCAAGUGCAAGCUCUCCACUGACCAGAUUCCAAUAGUGUACCGAACGUGUAAGUUGGCCAUUAGUGACAAAAAUAACAAAAAUGGUGGUUCAAGCAAGGCACACCAAAUUGAGACAGAAAGUCUUAAGCGUCUGCAUCCUACUGAAGAAAAAUCUGUUGAAUUUUACUUUGCCUCUGAUGCAAGUGCAAUCAUUGAGCACACAAACAGAGCUCUAUUUCUGGAAGACGAUGACAUUGCUGCCGUGGCCAAUGGUUGCCUCUCCAUUCACCGUAUUGAAAGAUCAGUGGGUGAUUUGACAUCAAGGGCCAUCCACACUCUGCAGAUGGAAUUGCAUCAAAUAAUGAAAGAUAACUUCAGUGCAUUCAUGCAGAAAGAGAUUUUUGAACAACCAGAAUCCGUUGUUAAUACUUUGCGAGGAAGAGUAAACUUUGAAACAAGCGCAGUUAUGCUGGGUGGAUUGAAAGACCACCUCAAAGAAAUAAAAAGGUGCAGGCGCUUGCUCUUGAUUGGCUGUGGAACUAGUUACCAUGCUGCCGUUGCAACACGUCAAGUAUUGGAAGAACUAACUGAACUACCAGUGAUGGUUGAACUUGCCAGUGAUUUCUUGGACAGAAGUACUCCUGUUUUCAGAGAUGAUGUCUGCUUUUUUAUUAGCCAGUCAGGUGAAACUGCAGAUACUCUCAUGGCUCUGCAGUACUGUAAGGGUCAUGGUGCUUUUACUAUCGGCAUCACAAACACAGUUGGAAGCUCUAUUUCUCGAGAAACUGAUUGUGGUAUACACAUUAAUGCUGGACCUGAAAUUGGAGUGGCGAGCACAAAGGCCUACACUAGCCAAUUUGUUUCCUUGAUUAUGUUUGGCCUCAUGAUGUCUCAGGAUCGUAUCUCUCUGCAGCAAAGGAGAAAGGAGAUCAUUGCUGGGCUUCAAACUCUGCCAAACUUGAUUAAAGAAGUGUUAUCCUUGGAUGAAAAGAUUCAGCUACUAGCCCGUGAGCUGUUCCAGCACAAAUCGCUCCUAAUCAUGGGCCGUGGGUAUCAUUAUGCUACAUGCCUAGAAGGAGCUUUAAAAAUCAAAGAUAUCACUUACAUGCAUUCUGAGGGGAUCCUGGCUGGAGAGUUGAAACAUGGUCCUUUAGCUUUAAUUGACAAAAGGAUACCUGUUAUAACGGUUGUCAUGAGGGAUCCAUGCUACAUCAAGUGUCAGAAUGCUGUUCAACAAGUCGCUGCACGACAGGGCCGCCCAAUAAUACUCUGCACAAAGAAUGAUGAGGAGAGUAGGAAAUUUGCAUACAAAUCUAUUGAAAUUCCACAUUCAGUUGACUGUUUACAGAGUAUUUUAAGUGUAAUUCCUCUUCAGCUCCUUUCUUUCCAUUUGGCUGUUCUUCGAGGAUAUGAUGUUGAUUUUCCUCGAAACCUGGCCAAGUCUGUCACUGUGGAAUGA